Messenger RNA from Podarcis raffonei (Aeolian wall lizard), 2680 nucleotides. RefSeq names its product VPS37D subunit of ESCRT-I (gene VPS37D). Lineage: Eukaryota; Metazoa; Chordata; Lepidosauria; Squamata; Lacertidae. Bases 76 to 957 code for a protein of 293 amino acids. The transcript has 4 exons. Gene Ontology annotation, biological process: protein targeting to membrane; protein targeting to vacuole; ubiquitin-dependent protein catabolic process via the multivesicular body sorting pathway. Gene Ontology annotation, cellular component: ESCRT I complex. The record is from RefSeq and is a predicted model, not a curated record.
GGUGCAGGUGGAGGAUCGCGCGCCUCCAGGUGCGGCCGCCGCUGCUGCUGCUCCGUCGGCUCGGCCGUCCCCACCAUGGAGCGCGAUCGGGGCCCGCGGGGCUCGGCGGUGGACCUGGGCUUCGGGGCGCUCAGCACCGCGCAGCUCCGCGCCCUCAUGCGGGACGAGACGUGGCUGGAGCGCAUCGUCAAGCUGAGCAGGAAGUUCCAGAACUUGCAGCUGGAACGGGAGAGGCGCCUGGCCUCCAACUACGCCUUGGCCAAGCAGAACCUGGCACUGCAACCACGGCUGGAGAACGGCAAGGCCUCCCUGGCCAUCAAGUAUCAGGAGCUGAGGGAACUGCGGGAGACAUGCCGGGACAAGCAGCAGCGUCUGGGGGCCUGUAUGGCCAAGUGGACCCCCGAGAAUGCAGUGAGCAGGCUGCAAGCUGAGCUGGAUGGCGUGGAGGCCAAGGUGGAGGAGCAGAUGGAGCAGUUUCUCUGCUGGGACCUCCCCGUGGAGACCUUUGUGGAGUCUUUCCAGCACGCCCGAAUGCUCUCCCACCUGCGCCGCACCCAGCUGGAGAAGCUGCAGAGUGCCCUCAAACUGGAGAAACUGGAGAAGGCCAAGGACAAGCCCAGCCCCGGCAGUGAGGAGCCGCCCGCCGUCUCCCCCGCCCUCCCAGUGCCAGCGCCGCCUCCGCCACCGCCUUCGGCCCAAGCCCCUCCUCCAGCGCCAAACGGGCCGCCCCCCAAGGUCUUCCAGCUGCGCUUGGCGCCAGCGUUCCUCAUCCCCUCAGAGGCUGUGCUCCCCAUCCCGGUGGGGACCGGCCCCCAAAAGUGCUGCCUGCCGGCCCUGGCCACCUCGCACCCUGCCGCUCCCUUCGUGAGCUCGCCCUUGAGCCUGAUUGGACACAUCCACCUGGCGCAGGCCCACCUGCCUCCCCAGCAGAAGAAGAAGGAGCCGCCACACCGGUAGCCGACCGCAGCUGACGGACCGUUUUUACCGGAGCCUCCGUCGCGAGACGAGACGGGCCAGGGUCCGGGGCGCGGCGCCGCCAGAACCCCCCCGACCUGCCGACCGCUCUGCCUGCCCAGACUUGCCCGGAGCUGGGGCGUUGGGGUGGGGCAGGACUAUGGCAGCUACAGGGGGGUGUCCUAUAUGAUUUAGACGCUCGGCGCUGUCUCUGUCUCCCAUCUCUUGGGGCUGCCUGGCCGGCUGGGGCUAUCAAACGUUAUUGUAAGUAUAGGUGCCGGAGGGCCGGGGAGGGGGGCUGCCCUCCCCCAUCAUUUAGAAAUAAGGGAAAGUCUAUAUUUAGCUCCACCCCUCUCCUUUUUUGUGGGGGGGACCCUAUGACCAUUCUGCACCCAUUCGACGCCAGAAAGAGCAUAGGAGCCAACUCUCAGGGGCCGAGGUCCCUUCGUCGUCGUCGUCCCCAUAAAAUAUUUGAGGGGGCCCCCCAAAGUUGAUAGGCAUUGCCAUUUAAAUGGUGUGCGUGUGCCGCGUCUUGUGAUCGAUUAUGCGGGGCGGGGUUUACCUGAGCCCCCCGAUAUUUUAUUCCAUUUGGCACCCCUGAGAGAGAGAGAGGCUUGCAGGCUGCCCCCCAUCCUGCUUUGAGGCGGCUGACUCUGGGUGGGAACGCCUGUUCUCCAGACCCAGCCCACAAACUGAACUUCCCCUAUAUAGCACAAGUGUCUCCAUUUUGGAAGCCAGAGGGAAAGACCAAGAAAAGGGGUAGAGUAGAGCACAUUUGGGAUGGGGGUGUGGGGUGAAGGGAGUUGGGCACAGGCAGAUAUUCUGUUGGCGGGGUGUGUUGUUUUUUUGAGCCAGAAGCUGAAUUCUCCUUCUCCCCCUCGCCUCCUCAACAAUUUGUAUGUUGGGAGUGAGGUGGGGGGGUGGCUUCUGAGGUAGAACUGGGAGGGCUACUUUGGGGGGUUGGGGGGCAAGGGCUGAGGUUGCGAAGCACAGGGUAGGACAUGAAGCCCAAAGUUAGGCCACGGCUAGAGGAUGGGUUUGUGGAACCAGCACACACGGAUUCAACAGGGUAUGGGGUGUGGGGCUCAGCCAGGGUCUGGGGUGGGGGGGCGGGGUGGAAUUUGUCUUUCCGGAAGACGUAGGGCUGAGCGACACACACACACACACACACACACAAAACUGGGGCGGGGUGGGCCAGGUGAGGAUGUAUUUUUGAGCCGUUUUAACUUGAAUGUGCUUGCAAAAAUUUGAAUUGUCAGGAUCGGGGGGAGGCUGCAGCGAGAAGGAGGAUUGAACCGGAAAACUUAUUUGUGUUUUUUUUAAAAAAAUUAAUAAUCCAGAGAGUCUCAAGUGCUCCCUCAUGGAAGAGGUGGUUUCUGUGUCUCUGAAUGAGUCACUGGCCCGGUUUUCUUCUCUUAUUCAGCCUCCUCAGGAGCUGGUACAAGUGAGUCAUUCAGUCAUUGCUGAGGGAACUAGAAAGCAGUAUUCUGACCUGCCAGCAGAUGAGGCUGCCUGCCGCUUCUCUGCAUGAGCAAUUUGUAUGAAGUGUCUUGAAAAAGUUUUUUAAAAGAGCGAAACAAAUCUUGAAAUUUGGGUUCCACUGUCAAAAGGUCCUCACCUUUUGUUGAUGGGCGGUGAGAUUUCAGCUCUUGCAGAUGGGGCAUGCCCUGUCGUCUGGAGACAGACAGCUGGGAUGGGUAAGGAUGAGUGCAGCUAUCGCUCCUCU